AUGACAACAGUGCCGAAAAAAACAGAUCCUCGUCAACUACAUGACUCACUAAAGCCUUUGAACCUUUCAAACCCCAUACGACUUGCCUUUCUUGGAGGAGCCAAAUCGGGCAAAACAUCAAUAAUCUCCAAACUAAUCUUGGGUAAUUUCCGAGAUACUUAUUAUCCAACCACCCAGCUCAACCCCAACCUAUUCAAUUACGAACCAGAAUCAGAAAGUGCUAAGCAAAUAUUGCAGGGUAAAACAUUGACGUCAAAUGAAUAUUUGAAUUUGCCUUCAAGCAUUCGAACCGCUGCAACUAGUAAGAGCAUCUUUAAUAAAAAUGAAUACUAUUCAGUAUCCACUUCAGGUGAAAUUAGGCCCAUGUUGGUUGAGCUUAUAGAUACCCCCAGCUACAAUCCAGCCCAGAUAGUUCCUUACCUUGAGGCUUCACUAUAUACAAAUCUCGACAAAGAUGUCUUGCACAAUCUUGCCAAUGAGCCACGACGACCAGUCUCCACUAGUCCACUUUUAGUGGCUAGUGGUGCUAGCGAAUUGAAUGGAGACGUCAAUGGCUAUUUCUUUGUCUACAGUGCCAUCCCAAGCUUUGCACCGCCAGGAUAUGACGAUGGAGACAUGGGUAGGUUACCCAAAAAUCAUACUUUCAAUCUUUUACCUUCUAUGAAAGCAGCCCUUGAUGACGCAUGGGAGGAGUAUACUUCAUUUAGAGAAAACUGGAAACGUGGCCAAGAAGAAGACGUGUUUUCAUUCAAGAAUGCUUUUAAAAGCAUUUGGAAGACAAAUAUUGCCGAAUCUGAUACAACAAAAAUGGAAUUCAAAACGAACUCGCCGCCAGUCUGGAUAAUUUGUACUCAUGUCAGUAGCAACUUAGCUUCGAGACAAUUGAUAUCUGAAGGUAAGAAGUUAAGUGAGGAAUGGAGAUGUGGAUUCAUGGCCAUUGAUUGCUUGAAUGAUAUUGAUGAAGUCUUGUCUUUGAUGAUAAGGGAUAUACUACAGAUAAAGAGGCUGUAA
Molecule: messenger RNA, 1011 nt
Organism: Lodderomyces margitis
Lineage: Eukaryota; Fungi; Ascomycota; Pichiomycetes; Serinales; Debaryomycetaceae
Exons: 1
Coding region: 1-1011 (336 amino acids)
Source: RefSeq, a predicted model, not a curated record